Messenger RNA from Phymastichus coffea, 4198 nucleotides. RefSeq lists its product as uncharacterized. The coding region runs from base 1473 to 2084 and encodes 203 amino acids. Lineage: Eukaryota; Metazoa; Arthropoda; Insecta; Hymenoptera; Eulophidae. The record is from RefSeq and is a predicted model, not a curated record. The transcript is spliced from 3 exons.
UCGCAUUAGUAUAACGCUGUGAGCGGAAAAGAACAGUAUAAGUGAUCUGUACGAUUACUAUAAUCCGAUAAAGUUUAAAGUGCACUGCUUUCUAAUACUUACGUAAAAUGGGGUAAACGCUGAAAAAUUGCAAUAGCAAUAGCAUUAAAUGGAUACAUUUUCCGUUUCAUACAUGAAAUGUACAAAAUCGUAUAAACCGUUUAUUUUGUCAUCAAUCAGAGUUUAAUAUCGUCCGUGAACAUCGAGAACCUUCAAUAUUUCAGUGAUAUUUUUUCAUUACGCCUGCAAUCAAUCCUCAUAAAAGCUUUAGUAUUCGCGCGUCUUUUUCCCUUUACUCUUAGUCUUUAAAACAGUCAGUUUCACCCUGACCCCCUUAACGUAAUUUCCCGCUCGGUUUUUCUUACCGUGCGAGCACUUUCAUUUUCUCUCUCAUUCUUUUUUCGAAGGGUAAGUCAAUGUGGCAGCAGCACCAUAGGAGCAUAGGUGUAUGUGAUUUGUCUUGUCGAUAUAACGACCGCUUGUGAGAAAACGAGACUACCGGAAAGGUUGAUGCUUCUUCUCGUACCAGUGCACUUGCUGCCCCAUUUUCCGUUCGUUAUAAGUGCGAAAGCUUCCCUUCACGCGAGCUUACUUGCACGUGCUAGCACACGUGACGUGAAAAACUCGUCUACCACGUACAGUGAGGUAUAGAUUUAGUGUUGCUUGAACAUGACGCUUCUUAACUUUCAGUGCGCGUUUAUUUCUCAAACUUUCUAAUGAAUAAAAGGAAUAAAACAAAAGUAAAUUAAAUUUUGUGAACUGUCAGGCAUAUUUGUGGCAUUAAAUAUAUCUAUUUAUAUUUAAAAGAGUAGGCCAUUAAGUUUGAUUUCAAUUACUUUGCGAUAAAAAUUCAUUGAAACGGAUGUUGAAUGUGUUUCAAAUCUUGUUCAAAACAUGUUAUGAAGUUGAAAAAAAUGACUUUCGCAAAUUCAAACGUAAUCGACAUCAUCGACACGGAGGCAGUUGUGUACAGUGCUGGAAAGACACAUCGCGCAGAUACUCGAACAGGAACAAUUCGCAUAACACUUACGUGUAGCAGAGGUAGUUAACGAACGAAUCGAAGUGAAGCGUGAGAGAGAAAGCUCAAAAAUGGUCUGCGUUGAGGGGCUGCUCGAGGAAAAAAGGAGGCUAUAUCGAUGUCGGCGUCGAGCCUGCGCACACUGUCACCCCAAUAUGGAUUCCGUGCAGGCAGGCAGCGCUCUGCCCUCAAGUUGGCCCUUGCGAGCGCAGCACAAAGCGCAAGCUCGUCGGGGCAGGCAGUCGUGAAAAAAACUGCGCGCCGCGAGCAACGCCAACACUGGUGGUACACAGCGGCUGUUGCACACGCGUCGCAAGUAUGAAUCGACUGUGAGCGACAGGCCGAGCGACAGCGAGCACUCGCGGCUUCGAAUUGGUGGCCGCUGACAGUUUGACGGCGAGGAAACGCAGCGACCAUGGAAGACAAGGGGAACGCUAGCGGCGAUGCGCCGUCACAGGGUUAUUUGUACGCCUGUCAGAGGGCAGAGCUGCUGGGGCUACCGACGCCUACGGAACAGGAGUGGCUUGCAAGCGAGGAAUGCGCCAGGCUACGGGAGGAACAGGAGCAGGAAGCUCACGACGACGCCGUCGCUCAGGAAUUGGAUGAAAAUGAAGAAGGUAUGAAGCGGAUUGGCGGAGGCUUGGACGAGCUGAACACAAUACUAAAUGCAACUCAAAAAAAGAUCAACAAGUUUAAAAAUGUAUGCGGUAGCCUUGGUACGUUGUUGAAAGCCCGAGUAUCGACAGCUUCGCAGCCUGGUACACCAGAGCACAAGUCACGCUCAGGAUCGGCGUCCGAACCUCAGCCGUCAACGAGCGCUGACGAGCAGCCCGAGGAAGUGACAAGCGAAGAGGGGGCCACGGAGGAAGGUGGCGAGUUGCCGCGAGUGACCACAAAUAGAAAAGCCGAUAUCAACACUAAAAUGACUUCGCACCUUGACAAACUUGACUCGCUCAUAUCCAAGGCUGAGAACGCUCAGUACAGCAUGAAGCAUCAGACAAACCAGAUGAAAGCUUUCAUGAAGUGAACACCUUCAUUAGCCUUUGGACUUUAACAAGUGCGAUUGUAAAAGUCAUUCUUUCGAUUACUUUGGUGAUGAAAGGAUUCCAAAUAGAAUGUUGGUUUUCAAUGUUUAUGAUUGAUUGAGUAUUUAUUUUGCCAUAUACGUUAUUAUGUUAAACGAAUACAUCGAGUAAAACAAUGUAUUGGUGAAGUUUUACGUGAUCGGUAACAAUAAUGUGAAGAUUUUAAGCGGAAUUUUCUAUAACAUAAUUAUUCAUUAUACACAAAUUGGAUGAAAAAAUGUUAGCUUUCGGUUGGGUUGAUUUCAAAUUUUUCAGAAAUGUUUACAUACGAAUGAAGACUCAUUCAUAUAGAAAAAAUUGACAUACCUGUUUGAACAACGAAUUGAUUUUUGUCAUUCAUAACUUACAAUAGUUAUACAAAAGAAGCUUUGAUGUAUUAUAGAUCAAAUUUUAGAAAAAAAACUGAAAAAAUUAAUUUUAAUUUGAAGCCAUAUAGAAAAUUCCGUACAUUAAAAGUCUCAUCAGUAUUACAAUGAAUCAAGUACUUUUUAAUAACUGUUAAAAACGUCAUUUGAUAAAAAAGAAUGUUGAUAUUUUGAAAGUGUCAAAGAAAUCGAUGUAUUUUUCUGAUACGGGUGUUAACAAAUCUGUUGUUAUGUAUUUGCAUUAGGGGACGUCUUCCUUCUUUUCGUUGUCAAAUAUAUACAUACGAUUUCUUAGCCAGGUUCAUGUAGAGUUAAGGAAGAACUCGUGUACAACAUAUUUAACGAACAAUGUAUAGGAUACUUUUCAAGUUUGGCAAGGUAUGGCAAGCAUAUCAAUGUAAAAAAUAGCUUUGCAGUGCACUUACACGUAUAACAACAAAUAAUCCAUAAGAAAUUUAUAUAUCGAAAACGGCUUUAACUGACGAAUUCCGCAUGUUUGUUAGGUACAUAAUUAUACAAAGCAUUUUUUAUUGUUGAAAAUUAUCCGUGCGGCAUAGAUUUUUGUAUUUCGUUACUGUUUUAAUACUCAAAAAUGAAAUUAUCCAUUGUACAAGACUAAGGAAACGUUGAAAGCAAUACAAAUAUAAGUAAUCAGCCUAUUUUGAGAUUACUUGUCUUACAAAUUCUACUUUUCUGCUACUAAAGACUUUAAAUCACAUCGUAUACCUAUAUUACUUAUGUUACCUGUCUCCAAUUUCAUGAUUAUCUCAAAAUAUAUAUUCGAACGACGCCUAAAAAUAACAUUAUUAUUCUUGAUAUAAUCGUGGAAUAGUUGAAUUUUAACCGUGUAACGGUAAAAAUUAGCGAGAAGUAAAUUAACAGAUUGCUAUUUUUACUGUAUGCAGUUAAACUGAAAAUGAUGUAACUUUUAAUAUCACAAGGAAGUGCGAGAUGAAAGAAUUUGCAUAUUUUUCUAGCAAUGUAUCAUGUGCAAAUACUAAUAUUGAUCAUUGUCUGUUCGAAUAAUACUUUUAUAGCAUUAACAAUUACGUCGACUUCUUUAGACUCUGUACCCACAAGAUAGUUCGUCUAAUAAUAUUUUUAACUUUCGACUCUUUCUCUCUAAAUGUACCACAAGUUUAGUUACAAAACGUAUGAAGUACAUCACCUUUAAUAAAAAUUGUGAUACUCUACUUUACGUCUGCCUAUCUUCGCCAAGUUAAUACUCUUCAAUUGUGAGUCAGUUUGGAAGAAUUAAGUUUGAACGAAAAAGAGAAUAAUUUUUAUGACAAUCUCACUGAUGGGGAGAUGUUUUUAGAUUGAUCAACAUAAAUAGGAUUGUUUGAAUUUUAUAUAUGAUAUAUUUGACAAAUUUUAACGAUAAUUUUGAUCGUUGAACGCAACAGUUUCUUGAAAAGUUAUAAUCGUGUUUUUGCGAAUUAUACUUAUAUAGAAUAUAUUCAAUAAUUUGCAUAUUAUAUAUAUACACCGAAACACGCUUAACGCAUACAAUUCAAUUAUACCUGUAUCUCGUAAAACUAUGAAGUAACAUAAAAUAUAACAAUGAAAACCGAAAACAUAAAUGUCGUCCAAGUAUCUUGUAUCAGAAAUAAGUGAAAAAUAAUGUAAAUGGUACCAACCACUUGACUGCGGUAAUGUAACAAUUGCUUGUUGAUACUGAAAGAAGCAAU